Molecule: messenger RNA, 2568 nt
Organism: Pomacea canaliculata
Lineage: Eukaryota; Metazoa; Mollusca; Gastropoda; Architaenioglossa; Ampullariidae
Product: alpha-1,3-mannosyl-glycoprotein 4-beta-N-acetylglucosaminyltransferase C-like
Exons: 7
Coding region: 1-1278 (425 amino acids)
Biological process (GO): protein N-linked glycosylation
Molecular function (GO): acetylglucosaminyltransferase activity
Source: RefSeq, a predicted model, not a curated record
AUGUAUGAGAAACAAGAAAAGGAAACAAAUAACUUCUGGGGAAUUCAGACUUGCUCCUGUGGCUUGCAUUUUCGUGUUGACAGAGAAUCUGCCCUUGUCUACCCAGUGAACACCACUUCAACACAAAAGUUUCUGACCAUCGGGAUUCCAACAAUCAAACGCCGGGACGAUAGCUAUCUGCUAGAAACCGUGAUGUCACUGGUCGCUAACAUGGCUGUCGAACAGCAACAAGAAGUCAUCAUUGUUAUCAUGCUAGCCGACAUUGACCCCGAAAACAGGAAAUCAGUCGCUGAAGAACUGUAUAGGAGCUUUGAGGAACGAAUUAAAUCUGGUCAAAUCCAGAUUAUUCAACCACCAAGCGAUUUCUACGAGCCGCUUAAGGUCACCAAGCAGACAUACAAGCAGGGCGCGGAGUACGUGCAGUGGCGAGCCAAGCAGAACUUUGACUACGCCUUUCUCAUGCGCUUCUCCGCCAACCUGUCGCUGUACUACAUGCAGCUGGAGGACGACGUCACCACCGUCAGCAACUACGUCAACAGCAUUCGCAAGUACAUCGAGCAGCAGACCGAAUCGUGGACAUGCCUCGAGUUCUCCGAGCUGGGAUUUAUUGCCAAGCUGUACAGGUCUGAAGACGUCGUACGACUGUCACAGUUGCUGCUGAUGUUUUACCAAGAGCAGCCCGUGGAUUACACUUACCUCUACUUCAACAUGCUCACGACACAGUUUCAGAAAAGGAUUCGAGUUCCCACGCUUUUCCAGCAUCGAGGAAUUCAUUCUUCUUUUCCCGGCAAAGUGCAGCACCUUAAGGACCGGCUGUUCGACCAGAUGGAAAAGAAAUACAAGGGAGAUAAUCCUAAUGCUACCAUCUACACCACUUUGCAGACAUAUCUCAGCUUUAUGCCCCAGCUAGCAUACUCAAAGACAGAAGGGUUUUUUUGGUCUCACGGAUCACCAGGUGAGGGAGACAUCUUCGUGGUGGUUUUCGACGAGCCACAGACUGUGGAUCGCGUCAUCGUGGAUACGGGUUCGGAGAACCACCCGACCGACAUCCUGGCCAGUGCAACUCUCUUGGCGAGCCUGACGGUGUUGAAGAACGCGGAGCGCUUCGACUGCACUAACGACAUUCCCCUUGGAGACUUCCAGGAUGGCCGGGUGGAAGUGAAGGAGGUCAGCGAGAAGGUCAAGUUUAAGAUCGUCUGUUUGCAGAUUAAAGUGACAAAACAGCAGUCAACGUGGGCAAUUAUACGAGAAAUCGCGGUAUUUCUUCGCCCGAAUUAGUACUCAAAACCCUGACUUCGUCAGUAAUGUCAAGCACUGCCUUAUUUUUGAUACCAAAACAAAACCCAAAGCUAUGUAUUUCAUGAACAUAACAACAUCAUUCUUGAUGCGUGUGCAUCCAAUGCAAGAGCAGAAUAUCGCAGACCGAAGUCAUCCGCUUUCCAAUAUUCCUUUAAAGUUUGUGUAGUAAUCAUUGUGUGUGUGUGUGUGUGUGUGUGUGCGGUGUGUUGUGAGCACAUAUAUGUGCGUGUAUGAGUGGAUGCGUGCGUAUAAUAUAUAUAAUAUCAUAAAUUAUUAUGUGUAUGUGUCCUUGAAAGCAUACAAUAUAAUAUUAUGAUCUGCCCGAUGGAUAGAUCCUUGCAAAAACUGACCCAUUUAAUGCUUAAAAUAUGUUGUGAUUGUAUAGUGGGGCCAUUAUCUUGAAUUGUCGCCUUUAGUUCUUGUAAAUAUAGGUAAAUACAGAUAAAGCCUCCAAACUCACUCUCGUCAAACUGUGACUGAAGAUCUGGUCCCACCUACUGAAAACUAGAUAAAGUUAAUAGCUUAGAGUUUAGAGCAGAUAACUAAACUCUUAUGUCAUCUCCACACGUUCCUUAAACACCAACACCAAUAAAAGGGCAUAUGCAAAUGACUUAGUAAUAGCUGAUCUUCGUCCAACAAUGUAAGGUAGUGUCAUCUUGUGCAUCAUCGCUAUAAAGACUGCAGCAAUAAGAGUAACGGCUGCUAAACUCUAGCAACACUGACUUCUCUUUAACAUCCGAUAGUUCAUCAUAUGUGACCAUAAAUGAGUAAUAGACAUAGGUAACUAGACAAUGGAAUACUGGAAAAAUGUGCAGCGUUGGCGGGAUGGAAAUCGGCACAGUAAGGCAAUGGUUGAACACUGUUAGCCCCUGAAAAGGCCGACGUGCGGUUGAGCGGGCAACAGUGAUACCCGUCAACUGGAAGACGUUCAGUCCUUCAAAUACCUCGGCGCGAGACUCACCAGCGGAGGUGAUAGUGCGGAGGAUGUUCAGCAGCAAUGACGAGACUUUGGAACAGUAAAAGAGUUCACUACCAAAUUCAGAUUAUACAAGUCUCUCGUUGUACCGAUCAUGCUGUACGACUGUGAGUCUUGGACGCUACUCACAGACCAGGAGCGAAAGAUAGCGUUUGAGAUUAAAUGGUAAAGGAAGUUGGUCCGUAUCUCCUAUAAAGAGGAACAGGUGAAAGAAUUUGUACGCCACCUGGAUCGCACUGGUGGGUCCCUAGGUACGUUCUCACAGUCGUGAAGCGGCAAAAAAAAAAAAAAAA